UGGCAUGUGGGACUUUUGGGAUGAGUACAUCUGGCUGGGAGAAAACACAUCAUGGACUGAUAUGGCGAAUGCAAAUAUCAGUUAUCCGCAAGUAACCGAUCUCCGGUACACUGUAGUCUUUGGUUUUGCUUUACUGAUCACACGGGUUCUUCUGGAAUCAUUUGUCUUCCUGCCUAUCGGCUGGAUAGGCGGUUGGAUCUCUUCACCUCUUCUACCUCAAAUAUGGUCUCAUAUUUUUGGUGGAUUUGCUGGAAGAAGUAAGUUCAAAAGGGUUGCUGCAUGUGCUUGGCGUCUCUGCUUCUAUGUUUGCGUUUGGACAGCAGGUCUUGUGGUCCUAAUGAGAGAGCCACAGUUGAUGGACGUGACUGAAUGUUGGCGCGGUUGGCCUCAUCAUAACAUAACGAAUGCAGUCUGGUGGUACUAUAUCUUGGAAGCCUCCUUUUACUGGGCAUUGCUUAUAGGUACACUUUGCAUCGAUGUCCGCAGGGCAGACUUCCUCCAAAUGUUGGUGCAUCACGUAAUCGCAAUCUUGUUACUUUACAUAAGCUGGUCCGCGAAUAUGGUUCGCGUUGGUACACUGAUACUUUUCACUCAUGAUGCUGCGGAUAUUUUGUUAGAAGCGAUGAGGAUGGCGCGCUAUGCUAUGUGGCUUAAACUGAGAGAUAUCAUAUUUUUGAUUUUCUUUACUGUUUGGACUGCCACUCGCCUCGUCUACUAUCCAUUUUGGAUUUUGCGAUCAGUGUUAUUUGACGCCCCGGAAUUGCUUCAGCCAUCUUAUCGCUGGACCAGUCUAUGGCAGCGACCUCUAGCACCAAAAUUAGUGCUCAUGCUGCUCUCAUCACUCUUUGUAUUUCACGUAUUUUGGACCUAUGUCAUAAUGAAGGCCACACACAAGUCCGUCAGAAACAAAAAACUUGGCAUUCGAGAAGAAAGUGAUUCCGAAGAUGAUGAAAAGGCCAAAGACAAAUAAGAUUUUAACACGAAGGAGCACCAGCAUAACUAGCUUUGAUGAGUGGGAUCCUCGUAAAAAUACUGCAACUAUACAGGCAAACCCAAUGCAAAAGAGCUGCUUCUUUCCGUCCUACUCCGUUUAUCUAGGUGAAAUCCUGAGAAUUUGAAGCGGACUUAAAGCGAGCCACCAAAGCGUGUGAAAACAGCAUGCUUGCUUCCUGAAUUUUUCCAGUUUUAGUGCGGCUUCCAUUCGGCCAGAGAUUAUGAAAUAUGCCAAGUCCACGCUCGGUUCCAAAAAACAUCUCGUUUGACCGCGAAAUCCAUGACGGAUGGAUAGCACAUCCAUGAGGCUCAGUUAAUCGAACACAACAAUUGAAAGUAAAUGGAAACGCGAAAGGAUAAAUGCCAAAGUUGAGCGCUGCCGCUGUUCUUAGAACUUUAGUUGGAAAGGUGCCAGCAGAGAGAGAUCAGUCGGAUGUUGCGGAUGCACAAUGGUUACCGUAAUCGACGCAAUUGCGCGGCCAGUACUUCCAAUCCAAAUAAAAAAGGCGGAUGUGCACGGGAGGUCAAAUCGGAAGAUGAAUUCCCUUGUCUUAUCUUUACUCCUGCGACGAUUUCAAGCUGACUCUCGACCUAUAAAGUCCUAAGAUCAUUUCAACUCAUUUAUGUCAAUUGCAGUACUCUUACGUCAAGCAUCAAUACUAUUUAUGCUACAAGCUGUUUAAUGACUUAACCGCUUUCACACUGUUUCUUCGGGCAACUGUAAUUAUAAAUCUAUAGACUGUAUUGAUUCAUUCUUUCAACAUAUAAUAUAACGGGCCCUC
Cylicocyclus nassatus is the source of this 1775-nucleotide messenger RNA. The record is from the annotation of a GenBank genome assembly. NCBI's taxonomy places the organism in Eukaryota, Metazoa, Nematoda, Chromadorea, Rhabditida, Strongylidae.